Molecule: messenger RNA, 2338 nt
Organism: Archocentrus centrarchus (flier cichlid)
Lineage: Eukaryota; Metazoa; Chordata; Actinopteri; Cichliformes; Cichlidae
Gene: adad1
Product: adenosine deaminase domain containing 1 (testis-specific)
Exons: 14
Coding region: 228-1916 (562 amino acids)
Biological process (GO): RNA processing; adenosine to inosine editing
Cellular component (GO): cytoplasm; nucleolus
Molecular function (GO): tRNA-specific adenosine deaminase activity; double-stranded RNA adenosine deaminase activity; adenosine deaminase activity
Source: RefSeq, a predicted model, not a curated record
GCCCACUUUCCCUCCAGAACGUUCACGUGUUGGCGUCGACCGUCGUCUUUAAGGUUGUCGGCAGCCUUCAGGAAUAGUUCUCCAGGCUUCUUGAAAGAAACUCCUUUGGAUGUUGGCUGCCAUUUCUAUCCUUCCCACAUGUUGAUGUUCAGGCUCUGGGGAGAGCAAUCCCUGACUGAUGGUGUUUCAUUGUGUGUCCGAUCCAGAAAUUGGUGAAAGCUUGCAGGAUGUAUCCAACUGGUGGAUCAUUUCGAGGCUCCAGAGGAGCUCGUUUUUCACAAAUCCCCAAGAAGAAUAUGCAACCAACAUCAGCACCGACCCCAUCGUCAUCUACUGUGAACGGUGACUUUGACAAGCGAGUGAAAAGCACAUUUAAACCUGGUCCUGAUGCAAGACCAAAAGUCUCUCCUAAAACACUGAUUGACAGAUACAUGCGUAAGGAGACAAAUGCUAUCUCUUUGCUCCAUCAGCUCGCCCAGACUUUGCAGUUCCAUCUGGAAAUGAAGGAGACGGUAACCCCAGCCAAUGUUACAGGGCUUUAUUUUGCCUUCUGUGCUGUGAUCGAUGGAGUGGAGUAUAAGACUGGUAUAGGAACAGCAAAGAAGGAGGCUCGUCUGAAUGCAGCGCAGCUCGCCUUGCAGGAUCUGCUGCCCACCCUGGAAAGUCUGAAGUCUGGACUUCCCGAAGCAUCAGCCUUGGAUGGACCUCCACCCUUGCCAGUAAAAGAGGAGCCCUCCAUUCCUGAUGUUCAUCCCUGUAGAGCCAUGCUCGAAAGGAAGAAGUCUGUCAACCUCCAGAUUCCACAUGCUGUCAGGGAUCAGCUGACCAAACUGAUGAACAGUCACCCGGAGUACUCCAGCUGUGCCGGCACCACAGCAGCAUUCAUUCUUCAGACUUCCAGUGGAUAUGAAGUGGUUGCUCUUGGGACCGGUAACUUUAAUACGAAAGAGAGCGUUUCAUCAAACGGGAGGAUUUUGCACGAUUCGCAUGCAGUUGUCACAGCAAGAAGAUCUCUCAUGAGGUUCCUGUACCGGCACCUGCUGAUGUAUUUUAGCAAAAAUGCAAAUCUGACCGAGAAGUCGAUCUUCCAGCAGAACAGCAGCAGCAGCAGCAGCCUCCUCAGCUUGAAGAGCGGUGUAACCCUUCACCUUUAUGUGAACCAACUGCCAAAGGGUGCUGCUCAGGUCCUUCCCAAACUGCGCCUGAACCCACUCUCCAUGUUAGCAUGGCAAGUCAACAAUGAGAUCAGCCUACACCUGUCUGUGGAGGGCAAGGUGUUCUCCGUUUUCUCGUCAACCCAUGAUCACUGCACCUCUAAGAUGGUCAGCAUGUCCACCACAGACAAGCUCACUCAGUGGCAGGUGCUUGGAUACCAGGGAGCCUUGCUUAGCCACUUUAUUGAGCCCGUCUAUGUCCAAAGCAUCCUCAUAGGUGACUCUGACUGUAGUGAAAUUUGUAGCAUGGAGCGGUCUGUGAGCCAGCGUGUGGAGGGGAUCACCUCUGAGCUGCCCAUGUUCUACUGCAUGAUGAGGCCUCACAUCAGCCUGGUGCCGUCUGUGGCCUCCAGCCGUGCAGACGGUAACCAGCUGACCUACAGUGUCAACUGGAGCGAGGGAGACAGCUCGCUGGAGGUCGUGGAUGGUCUGGAGGGCAAGACCAUAGAAGACUCUCCCUUUAAGAGUGGCUGUUCCCUGGCAAGCCGUCUGUGCAAAGUAGCAAUGCUGCACCGUUUCAGGUUGGUGGCCAAAGAAGCUCAGAGGGCAGACCUGCUGGCCACAACUUCCUACAGAGGAGCCAAAAUGAUGGCAAAGUCAUACCAGGAGGCCAAGAACAUUCUGCGGGCGUACCUGCACCAGCAGGGCUUUGGGUCCUGGGUGGACAAGGCUUUGGUUAGUGAUAACUUCACAUGUGAAUAAAGUUACAAUGUUACAGAAGGCUGUUAGUCGAUAAGCAGCGUUGUUCAAAACGUAAAACCAGCUUUUCAUGUUCCAGAUUGAGUUCAGAAUUUGUUCAAAAGAGGAAUACAAAUAAAAAUGUGAUGGAGCCUCACAGCAAGUCUUUAGUUCUGCUUCAUUCAGUUAAACAUGCGUACUGUAAAGUAAGUACAUUAUUCCUCUAUAGUGUUUGUAUUGCUUAAGAUAUUGGCUAGUUCUGCGUUUAUGAUUCUAAGAGUUUGGAAGUACAAUAAGAAAGUUUAAAUUGUAGCUUCAUCGAUCAGUUUUUUUUGGGUCUAGUUAUUGUUUUUUUUUUUUUCACACUUCUUGUAAAAAAAUAAAGCUUUGUUAGUGUUCAGUGAUAGUGGCAUAAUAUUUAUUAUGGUAAUUCCUAUAUGUGACAA